AUUCAUCGGCGAUUGGUCCCUAAGGUUAAAUUUAAAAGCCCAGGUUACUUGCAGAAGUCUCUUUUGUAUAGUCAUUGGGAUAAUGAAGCUUAGGAGCACAGAUCAGCGGCUGGUCUGUACGCUUAUGCUCCGCUCCCUGGCCCUAGUUCUUUAUGGAGUCCUUGCAGCCAGGGCACUGAACAAUGGCUUAGCGAAGACGCCUACCAUGGGCUGGCUGCACUGGGAACGUUUCAUGUGCAACCUUAACUGCCAGGAAGAGCCGGAUUCCUGCAUCAGUGAGCAGCUCUUCAUGCAGAUGGCAGAGCUCAUGGUCUCAGAUGGCUGGAAAGAUGUAGGUUAUGAGUACCUCUGCAUUGAUGACUGUUGGAUGGCCCCCCAAAGAGAUUCAGAAGACAGACUUCAGGCAGACCCUCAACGCUUUCCUGGUGGAAUCCGCCACCUAGCUAAUUAUGUUCAUAGCAAAGGGCUGAAGCUAGGGAUUUAUGCAGAUGUUGGAAAUAAAACCUGCGCUGGCUUCCCUGGAAGUUUUGGACACUAUGACCUUGAUGCCCAGACCUUUGCUGACUGGGGAGUAGAUCUGCUAAAAUUUGAUGGUUGUUACUGUGACAGUAUAAAGCAUUUGGAAAACGGUUAUAAAUAUAUGUCCUUGGCCUUAAACAGGACUGGCAGAAGCAUUGUAUACUCCUGUGAGUGGCCUUUUUAUCUGUGGCCCUUUCAUAAGCCCAAUUAUACAACUAUCCGACAGUACUGCAAUCACUGGAGAAAUUUUGUUGAUGUUUCUGAUUCUUGGGAAAGUAUAAAGAGUAUCUUGGACUGGACAUCGUUUCACCAGGAGAAAAUUGUUGAUGUCGCUGGACCAGGGGGUUGGAAUGACCCAGAUAUGUUAGUGAUUGGUAACUUUGGCCUCAGCUGGGAUCAGCAAGUAACUCAGAUGGCCCUCUGGGCUAUCAUGGCAGCUCCUUUACUCAUGUCCAAUGACCUCCGACAGAUCAGCCCUCAAGCCAAAGAUCUACUUCAGAAUAAGGAUGUGAUUGCCAUCAAUCAAGACCCCUUGGGCAAACAGGGGUACCGCCUUAGAAAGGAAGACAACAUUGAGGUGUGGGAACGACCUCUCUCAAAUUUAGCUUGGGCUGUAGCUGUGAGAAACCUGCAGGAAAUUGGUGGACCUCAUUUUUAUACUAUCACAAUUGUUUCUCUGGGUCGUGGCGUGGCCUGUAAUCCUAGCUGCUUCAUUACUCAACUCCUUCCUGUGAAAAGGGAGCUGGGGUUCUAUGAGUGGACUUCAAGCUUCAAAACGCAAAUAAAUCCCACAGGCACUGUUUUACUUCGGCUAGAAGCCACCAGAAUGCUUCAAAAAAAUUAAAUGUGCUUUAAGAUGUGUAUUUUGCCAAUGUGACUACCCCACUUCCUGUCCACAAUCUUCAUCCAUUUCCACCUAAAAAGCUAGAUUCCCUUAAAUAAAAUUUCUCAACAUUGGAA
Messenger RNA from Heterocephalus glaber (naked mole-rat), 1479 nucleotides. RefSeq names its product galactosidase alpha (gene Gla). Gene Ontology annotation, cellular component: cytoplasm. The record is from RefSeq and is a predicted model, not a curated record. NCBI's taxonomy places the organism in Eukaryota, Metazoa, Chordata, Mammalia, Rodentia, Bathyergidae. Gene Ontology annotation, biological process: glycoside catabolic process; oligosaccharide metabolic process. Gene Ontology annotation, molecular function: alpha-galactosidase activity.